This is a messenger RNA of Caenorhabditis auriculariae, 2665 nucleotides long. The record is from the annotation of a GenBank genome assembly. Lineage: Eukaryota; Metazoa; Nematoda; Chromadorea; Rhabditida; Rhabditidae.
AUGGGCGAAGAUGACAAAUCCGGCGUUCCUAGAAGCAAGAAGGUUUUGGGCUCCUUGGCCAAUGCCGAUACUGUUAACAGCAUUUUGGUUUGUUUUCUGAAGUCUCAUUCAUAAUUACUUAAUAUACUCAAGAUUCUUAGUUUUUGAUAAAAUUAACUGCAGAGCGAACCAGCGAAGGGGUCGCUGGCAACCGCAAAAGGAGAGCGGAUGGAAGUGGAUCCCGUAGACUCCAGACAUGACACCGAAAUGCUGGCAGAGUUUGAGCGACGUAGAAGGGCGAGAACUCUCACACUCCCCACUGACGAUAUUCAAGUAAUGAUUUUCCAAUGAUCCGAUCUAUAGCGAUUUAUAGGUUAAACUGAAACUUCGCGCUCUCAACCAGCCCAUUUGUCUUUUCGGCGAAGACAUUCUAGAUAGGCGUGAGCGUCUGCGAGCCCUUCUGUCCACGAUGACUGAAGACGAAAUCGCGGCUGUUCUUCAUAGUGACGAGGUAUAAUCUGUUGUGGAUAUAACAAUCUGGAACAUCUCCAGGUUCAAGCAGAGAAGACCGACGAAGAAACCGUGACCUGGUACCAUCGUGGGCCGACAGCUUUGCGCGCGGCACGUGUUAAAAUUGCAGAUUAUUCGCUGAGAAAAGCUAAAUUAAGGUCGAGCAAAAAAAAAAAUACUCAUGAAUAGUCUAUUCAAAGAUUUUUGGGGAAUUAAUUGAAGGAGCAUCGAAAAAUCGCUCUCAGUACUAUUUUGGUUAUUCAAGGCUUUUGCGCAUACAAGCGCAUAUAAAAACAUUCCUAGAAUAAGUAUUUCGUAGAUAUUUUUAUACUACUUCCGAUUCACCCUCUAUAAAGUUAUUAAUUUUUUUAUGUAGGCUGGAAAGGGCCCGAGAAGAAGGCCAAAGACCGUCACACGAAAAAGCUUUGGCCAGACAGGAAGCUCAUAAGUGGGUGCAGCAGCUGAACCUGCACGCGUCACAAGUUGCCGACACACGGCCAGUCUCUUUCUGCGAGUUUUCCGCAGAUUCCAACCACAUCGGUUCGACACGGGCCACUUUUCCUUUCAAUUUAUAUUUUUAGUGACGUCGGGAUGGUCAGGGAAUGUUUCGGUGUGGAAACGCGAAGAUUGCCGCAAAAUUCGCGGCUUCACCGGCCACGGUGCACAAGCAGGCUGUGCGAGAUUCCAUCCGGGAGCGUUCACGACAAACGCAGAAUCGACACUGAAUGUUGUAUCCUGCAGUCACGAUGGUUUCUCAUGGAGCUAUAGAAAAAAGGAUAGAUAUUAAUUCAGGUACUGUUUUCCUCUGGUCUCUGGAUCAAGAAACACCUAUUGGAGAGCUCGAGAAGCAUCCUAGCCGCGUGACGAAAGUUGCGUUCCAUCCCAGUGGGAAUCACCUCGCGACAGCAUGGUAACUUUGUGUUGAUUGUAAAGUACGAAAACUUCUCAGAAUGUUUCCCCCAUUUUCGUACUUUCUGAAUGUUUUCUUUCAGCCUUUUGUCGUUCUCUUUCAUUCCUGACUAUAAUUGGUUAGGUAGAAAAUUUUUAGCAGUUUUAAAUGAUUAUUUUAUGAAAAAGGGCAUUAAAUUAUUAAUUUUUUUACGACUGCAGCCUUUGAUUGUUUUCAACUAAUCGAGUUCUCUCGUAAUGUUGUUCUUCACCUCACAGAGAGAUUUCGUGAGAAUAGUAGAUUCCUAUUUCAGCUUCGACUCCUCUUGGCGAAUGUUUGACGUGGAAACGAAAGAUGAGCUUCUAUUUCAAGAGGGCCAUGCAAAGGUUGGUUAGAAGUUGUUGCAUGAGCGAAUUUCGAGAAUGGAAGUCACAUUUCCGCAAAACUCAGGAAUCUCUUUCAGUCUAUGUUGUUUGUUUUUCAUCCGAAUUACAGUUUUCAUUAUAAAAUGCUUGAAGGCCGUCUCUGACGUCGCGUUUCACCCGGACGGCUCAGUGGCUCUGACUGCCGGACAUGACUGCUACGGCCGCGUUUGGGAUCUCCGAACGGGUCGAUGUAUCAUGUUCCUAGACGGACAUACUCGAGAAAUUCACACAGUUGAAUGGAUGCCAAACGGGUUUUCAGAUUAAAAAGGUGAAUGAAAAGAUUAGUAAUCUUAAAGCUACGAGAUGGUGUCCGGAGGCUCUGACAAUACGAUGAAGAUUUGGGACUUGCGCAUGCGUAGAAAUACGUACACGAUGCCGGCACACACGAGUGUCGUUUCGCGUAUCCGUGCAGAUCACCAAGGACAGUAUCUUGUUUCCAGUAGUUUCGACUGCACUUUGAAGGUAAUGCCAAAACAGAAUUUUCAUUUUUGUCUGUCUUUUUUUCUACCCAGAAAAGUCAGUAUGUUAAGAUUUUUUUAAAAAUAUUCCAGUUUGAAAAAAAUUCAAAAAUAAAAAAAUCGUAUAUUAAUAUAUAUCGUUCUCAGCUCUGGUCCACUACCGGCUGGCAACCUCUCAGACAACUACAAGGACACGAUACGAGGGUACCUACUUCAGUCGAAAAACUUCAAAAAAACUUGAUCAUCGCUACCAUAAGGAAAAAAUUAUUUUUGCUAUUCUGAGACAAAGAAAAAAAUAAAUUUUAUUAUAGAUCCUGUGUGUUGAUGUGAGUCCCGAUGGGAACUGGAUUAUUUCGUCUGCUUUCGACCGAACUUUCAAGUUAUGGAGCCAGUCGGAAUACUGA